AUGGAUGAUCUUCCUGUUCUUGAUGGAAAGACUCAAAUUCAAGUGUACAAAGAAUUUUGUGAGAGCUUCAAGGCUUCAUUUUCACCUUUCAUGGGUUCCACGACUAUGGGCAUAUCAAUUGGUCUAGGACCUGAUGGUGAGCUUCAGUAUCCUUCUCACCACCAUCCAACCAAGGGCAAUAACAGCCAUGGAGUUGGAGAAUUUCAGUGUUAUGACAAAAACAUACUCAGUUGUCUUAAACAACAUGCUGAAACAUUUGGGAAUCCUCUCUAG
Messenger RNA from Ilex paraguariensis (yerba mate), 273 nucleotides. Lineage: Eukaryota; Viridiplantae; Streptophyta; Magnoliopsida; Aquifoliales; Aquifoliaceae. The record is from the annotation of a GenBank genome assembly.